CCAUUAGCGUCUCUGCCUUACACACCAUUCACCGUGACGCACAAGGGGGUGAAGUGGAUGGACUUGUCCUUGCACACACGACUAUGAUGGGCCUUUUUGGCCUUGUUACUGAGGAUGGAGGCGGUAGAUUGCGUGCGAUAAGACGGUGCGUCAGCGUUUGUCACGCAUAAGUCGAACGACACGUCCUUCUGCCUCUCCCACACCCCUCUCACUGUCCGUCCGCACCCCCUUCUCCCCCUCCUCAGGCUCCACAAUCACCACCUCCUUCGUGACCGCCGACUCGCCCCAAACCUUGGCAGACAGAUCGCACAGCACGUCCACCACGUCGUUGUACCGCCGAAUUACCAACCCACCCACCCCACGGUUGAGGGCGUGGUCGAGCGAGUAUGCAGCCCCGCAGCCGUCGCAGUGGGUGGGCAUCUUGGGAGGCUCAUAGGCGUACCGAAUGGCCAUGGUCGCGAUCGUCAGGCGUCAGGUCGGUGUGGUCCUCUGCGUCAGGCCGGCAAGUCACCCACCCGGCCGUCUUGGCCUUGAUCGCCUGAUGGACCGCCCGUCGUCUCUCUGCGGGCAGCUGCUGGAGGCCGUCCUUGAAGCGCUCCUUGGCUGCCUCAUCUGUCGCCCGCCGCUACUCCUUGACCGCUUGCUGUAUCUCGGUGUGGUGCUGGAAGGGGUUGAAUGGAGGGCCGUCGGGUGGGUUGCCGUUUUGAAUGGUGGACACCAGCAGGGAGGUGCCCUUGGUGGAUGUCUCGUAUACCGCCGCUACUCGCUUUGUCGAGUCCCUCACCCUCAUCCCCUUAUGACGCGCAGGCAGCAUCGUCAGCUGGGCCUUAGUAGCGGUCACCGCAUGGUUGGAGAGCUGGAUGAGGUAGUGGGUGAGGGCAUCUCGCAGCGACUCGAAUGUCGCCCGCUCCUCAGGCAUCACCCGCAUGAAGAAAUCCCACUCGGCCUGCAGAGACGUUGUGAGUGCUGUGUGGGCUGCCUGCGGGUACUUGGCCGCUGCGUCCGCUAUCCGGUUGACACAUCGCUGCCACUCCUGCACCCUCUCAGUGGCGUAGGCUCGCUUGCCCUUCGCGGUCCUUACAAAUCCUCCCAUAUAUCGAGCACCACUCACAAUCUCCACGUCGGUAUCGCCAAACACCUCCCGCGCCCGAUCCUUGCAACCUGCCCGCACCACCAGCUUGCUCUUCUUGUCGUUGGAGUGAUAGCCCCUCAGUGGCCCUCUCCGCUGCAGCUCAUCCCAUCAGUCGCGCACCGGCUGAAGGUCUCCCACCUUGGCGGAGUCGUCGGCAAACCACGCCUGAGAACCCUCCUCUGCUUGCCGCUUCAU
Molecule: messenger RNA, 1327 nt
Organism: Vitrella brassicaformis
Lineage: Eukaryota; Vitrellaceae
Source: the annotation of a GenBank genome assembly